Messenger RNA from Geodia barretti, 559 nucleotides. NCBI's taxonomy places the organism in Eukaryota, Metazoa, Porifera, Demospongiae, Tetractinellida, Geodiidae. The record is from the annotation of a GenBank genome assembly.
AUCAGGGCAUCGCGGGAUUUGCACAAGCGCACCAAUAUUACUUUCAUAAUGUGUCCCUAAUUAUACGAAGUUGGUAAUGGUCUGCUUUGAAGUUCCGGAAGAAGACAAGGGAAGAAGAGAGACUAGCAAUGUUGUUUGUGCUCUGAGUGAAAAUUCGGCAUCUCAUAUUACUUUUGCUGAUGGCGGAAUUCCCUCCACACACUAAACACUCGUUAUUGUAGAGUUUUGGGUGCAAACGUUUUCACUUUUGUUUUGAGAGGGGUGUGGUUGUUGUCUGGUUGCCAUGGAGGACCGCCCGACGACAAUAAGGGUGUAUCCAGGGGAGUUGAGGCCAGUUUACUACACUUCAGUUCUGGCUUCCCAAACUACCGCCACCCUUGAGGUGAUACGAUUAGCUCUGGAGCGACUGCAGAUUUUCGAAGACAAGACACUCUAUGAGCUACACGAGGGUUGCCCCGGCGACGAGGACAACUGGGACCCUCCCCAAGAAGGGGGAAAACCCCGUCGUCAGGCAGUGCUAAUUGGAGCUCCAAGGACACGCGAUUCUAUCUACCCUCAA